Messenger RNA from Toxotes jaculatrix (banded archerfish), 1363 nucleotides. It is a transcript of the gene cryz, whose product is annotated as crystallin, zeta (quinone reductase). Gene Ontology annotation, molecular function: NADPH binding; quinone reductase (NADPH) activity; mRNA 3'-UTR binding. The record is from RefSeq and is a predicted model, not a curated record. The transcript is spliced from 8 exons. Bases 123 to 1109 code for a protein of 328 amino acids. Lineage: Eukaryota; Metazoa; Chordata; Actinopteri; Toxotidae. Gene Ontology annotation, cellular component: cytosol.
AUCCAGUCAGCUGUUCACUACCCCGGUGCAGCUGGUGGCGCUGGUGCUCCUCUAACCGGACUGUAGAGCGGGUAGACUUUCUCGGGAAGUAUUUGUCGCUGUUGCCUUCACCAUUUGCAGACAUGUCGGGCUGCAGGCUGAUGAGAGCCAUCAGAGUGAGUGAGUUUGGAGCUCCGUCUGUCCUCAGACUGAGCUCAGACGUCCCAGUCCCGCAGCCUGGACACAGACAGGUGUUGAUCCGUGUCCACGCCUGUGGAGUCAACCCUGUGGAGACUUACAUCCGGGCCGGGACAUACGCCCGUAAACCCACCCUGCCGUACACACCAGGCACUGACGCAGCCGGAGUGGUGGAAACAGUUGGAGAGGGAGUCGUUUCAGUCAAGGCAGGAGAUCGUGUUUUCACCACAGCCGCAGAGACCGGAGCUUAUGCAGAGUUCACUGUGGCAGCUGAAGACUGUGUCCACAAACUGCCCAACGCUUUAGAUUUCACACAGGGAGCAGCCAUAGGGAUCCCCUACUUCACUGCCUACAGAGCUCUGGUUCACAAAGCCCAUGCUAAGGCUGGAGAGACCGUGCUCAUCCAUGGAGCCAGUGGAGGGGUGGGUGUGGCAGCAUGCCAGCUGUCCUGCGCUCUGGGUCUCAGGGUGCUGGGAACAGCAGGGACACCAGAGGGAUUGAAGCUGGUUCUCAACAAUGGAGCUCACAUGGCCUUUAACCACAGAGAAGAGGGCUACACAGAUAAGAUCAUGGAAGCCACAGACGGCAGAGGCAUAGACGUGAUCGUGGAGAUGCUGUCAAAUGUCAACCUGAGUAAAGACCUCCAGAUGCUGGCCUAUGGAGGACGUGUUACGGUCGUUGGCUCCAGGGGCCCCAUAGAGAUCAACCCCAGAGACACAAUGGCUAAAGAGAGUAGCAUCGUGGGAGUGGCUCUUUUCUUUUCUACACCGGAAGAGAAGAAGGAAAGUGCAGCGUUGCUCUACACAGGGAUGGAAGCUGGUUGGCUGCGUCCAGUCGUCGGUUCCCAGUAUCCGCUCGACAAGGCCGCCCAGGCCCACCAUGACAUUAUUGAGUCCCCCGGGGCUGCUGGGAAGAUAGUCUUGACCAUGUGAUGCCACUACCAUAUCACAAGUCACGAAUCAAGUUUAUAAGGGUCUGCUACAACAAGCAAAAAACUGUGGCAGACUUUAAAUUGAAGUGAUUGCUGAGAAUGAUCUGUGAAGUUCUUUUUAACAACAAUACAAAUGUGCUCACUGAUGUUCAGGAUGAUUUCUCAAGUCGAACAAGCAACAAAGCCAAUUAUGAUUAAAUGACCAACACUGUGACAAUCUGUAUUCAUCCAUUCAUUUUUAAUAAAUAAUGCUCA